This is a messenger RNA of Nematostella vectensis (starlet sea anemone), 1386 nucleotides long. Its product is annotated as leucine-rich repeat-containing protein Bf66946. Lineage: Eukaryota; Metazoa; Cnidaria; Anthozoa; Actiniaria; Edwardsiidae. Bases 81 to 1103 code for a protein of 340 amino acids. The record is from RefSeq and is a predicted model, not a curated record. The transcript is spliced from 7 exons. Gene Ontology annotation, molecular function: protein binding.
GCGGGUUCGUAGAGUACAACCGCGCGCUGCUCGACUAGAGACUUGUCCUCGCUAGUAAGAUAUGCAAAGCGUCCCAUGAGAUGCGCAGGGCUCUUGCUAUCCUGGUUACACUUAGUUUGAUACCCGCUUUAGCAGCAGGAGUGGUCGAAGAGUGUCCGGACGGGUGUGCUUGCUAUUAUGACUUCGCGACAGUAAAAUGCAGGGAUUCGCCGCUCAAGGAUCUGCCCAGAUUCCACAAAAAUGCAAUGGCAAAAGUCGCCGUACUAGACAUGACCAACUGUAAGGUGGAGCAACUAAAGGAAACCUCGCUGUCACACUUCCCAAACUUGAAGCGUUUGAUUCUUAAAGACAAUUCGGUGGCGCAUAUUGACCAGAAUGCACUUCAAGCUGCUCCCUUAUUGACUGAGCUCGAUUUGAGGGGAAACGAUCUGAAGAGUGUGCCAAGUAGAAUGUUCAGCCAAAGCAAACUUCGUGUCUUGUAUCUCGAGAAUAACCCGUUCUCGUGCGAUCCUUCGACUGUACACAUCCUCCACACAGAAGUUCAGACUCUCCUAACAGAGGACACGGGCCUUGAGAUGUUUGACGGGGGACGUCUAAAGUGCGCCGACCCACCUAACGUGCAAGGACAAAAGAUAAUAUAUCUGCCAAGCGAGGUGCUUGGUUCCAGCUCAUUCACGAGAUCAGAUAAGGAGAGUACAGUACUUGUUGGCUACAGUGCUCUUACGCUGAUUGGAGUUGCGCUCUGCUCUUGCACAGUGACAGGCCUAUUAUUUGCUGUCUAUUACUCAUGCAAAACACGAGUUUUGAAAAAUAAAGAAAACAUGUCUUCAAUGGAGGAGGGGGAAUCCCUUAUGGAGCUUGCAAACACAGAACCCACAGGAAACGCUGAAGACACCCUCGUUAACACCCUCCAUGCACUACGACGUAAGAGUCAAGGCUACCCUGAGGGUGACAUCAUUGACUCAAAUGAUGAGGAUGCAGUAGAGCCAGAAACCUAUAUCAAGGAGAAGCUGGAGCAGCACAGACGCCACUCUUUAGGGUACCCUAGGGACGAGCACAGUAGUGAUGAUGCAAUGGAUGAAAUUGACUUGAAUGCAAACUAACACACUGGAUACAAAAAUAAUAUAUUUUUGAAACUGUCCAUUUCUUUCACUUAUAGCCUUUGUGAAUUUCUCUGUUGUAUAAUUUUGCUGUUUGAUAACAGAAAGCUUUGUCAUUUCUUAAGCUAGUAAAGCAUGGUAAAACUCUACAGCUGUUGACUCUUCCUGUGUUCUUUGCAUGUUACCUUAAGUGUCACUGUUUGACAAAUCAAGUAAGGUAAAACUUGUAAGCAGCUCAUGAAUUUGAUCUACCUGUGAAUAAAUAAUAAAAAUGUGUUCAGAGUAA